Messenger RNA from Medioppia subpectinata, 1065 nucleotides. Lineage: Eukaryota; Metazoa; Arthropoda; Arachnida; Sarcoptiformes; Oppiidae. The record is from the annotation of a GenBank genome assembly.
AUGAAGAACAAAGCGUAUGACAUGUGUCAACAAUACCUGAGCGGACAAUGGGAUCACAUCACCAGAGAUGAGAUGGUGUUUAAGACAAUUAGAAAUGGAAGCAAUGAUUUAUAUUACUGUUCACUAUCUGAGGAUCGGGAACCGGUGGCCAAUGAGCCGAAACAUGUGUUGUUAAGACUGUAUGGCAUCGGGACUACAAUCCCGGGCGACGACUAUAAGGUUACCGAUAGUCUCAUAACAAUGCUAUUGUCUGAACGGGGUUUGGGUCCCAAACUGUACGGUGUUUUCCCCGGCGGCCGACUCGAGGAGUUUAUUCCCUCGCGUACAAUAGAGCGCCAGGAGCUCAAAGAACCGGCAUAUAUGGCAAUUAUAGCCAAAAAAUUUGCCCAAAUUCAUCGACUAGACGUACCAGUUGAUAAACACCCUGAUUAUUUAUUCAAAACACUUGAACAAUCCAUAGACACAGUGCUUAACCACAAGCCGGGCCCGGAGGACACCAAUUUAUGCCCAAACCCGGAGCUCGAGCGGGAACUCCUGGCGUACGACUUUCGCCGAGAGCUACGAUGGCUGAGACGAGUGCUACCCGAGUGCGGGUCACCCGUUGUGUUUGCGCACAACGAUCUGACAUAUGGUAAUAUACUUAUACCGGACGACCCGCUGGCCUACGAGGACGGCCUACUGGCCAUUGACUACGAGUUCGCCGCUUAUAACUACCGGGGCUUUGACUUUGGCUCACAUUUCAUGCAAAGCGCCACUCGUUUGACGCAAAUUGAGUUCAAUACCGAUUACCCGUACUUUAGGGUCGACUUUGACGCCUAUCCGACCGAUGAGGAGAAGCGACACUUUAUGUGCCAUUAUAUCAAACAUUCACCCGAUUUGAGCGCCGGGAAGGAGACGGAGGACCAGUUGAUCAAAGAGUGUGACUGUUUUGCACUCCCGGCCUAUCUAUUGUGGACUCUCUGGAGUUUAAGCAAACUCAGGACAUCGUCAGUGCGCUAUUGCUUUUGGGCGUGCGUAAUGUGCCGGCAAUACCUGAGCGGACAAUGGGAUUACAUCACCAAAUAA